Argiope bruennichi is the source of this 725-nucleotide messenger RNA. RefSeq lists its product as uncharacterized. Lineage: Eukaryota; Metazoa; Arthropoda; Arachnida; Araneae; Araneidae. The transcript is spliced from 6 exons. The coding region runs from base 75 to 635 and encodes 186 amino acids. The record is from RefSeq and is a predicted model, not a curated record.
UGGAGCUUUAUAAAGAUGAGAAAUUCCUCCCUUUUUUUCCCCAUAAUUGACAUAUUGACAAAGAAAUCCUCAAAAUGUAUAAGAACACCAUAAUCCAAUUGACACUUUGCCUUGUUGGAUGUGUUUUAACUUCAGUGAUAGCAUUCGGUCCGAUGGCACAGCCAGCUAUGAUGUCUAAAGGUAGAUCUGAAGGUGAAAAAAUGAAAGGAAUGGCUGAUGAAAAUGAUAUGUCUGAAGAACAGUUCUUUAAAUGUUUCAGCGAUAUCAAUUGCAAUUUAGGUCCAGAAGCAAAAGCAGAGAUGUUUGAUUGCUACCAUGUACCUAAUGAAGAGGAAAUCGCUGAAUAUGCGCUGUGGUUCAAAGAUUGCCCAGUCGGCGAAUUCGAACAGUAUGACAUACCUACAAUAAACACUGCUUUCUGUAAAAUGAAUGAGACAGACCAGAGAACAUUAAAUGAGUUUUUUGCAGAAGUGGCCGGAUCCCAUAUAAAGGAAAUCUGUGGAGAUCGUAACAAAAAAGAGAAAUGCAAAAGAGUUAAAGAAGGAGCACAAUGCAUUUCCCAACUUAUGGAGAGAUACGUAGCUGAAGGAAAAUGUGAAACGAUUGAUCAAAAGGUUCCUGAACCUCCAAUAUAACCACAAUAAGAUUCUUUCAUUGGAAUUGCUAUAAAUCAAAAGAAUUGAUCAAAAGUUCUACAUAAAAUUAUUCAUUAAAUAUUUUGUUUC